AUGUUUGUUUUGCGCACCUUCAUGAAACCACCCGAUCUCGAAUCCAUAUCAGAGGAGGCUCCGACGCUAGUUGCUAACGGCACCAGGUGGAAUCGAACCACCGACCACUCGCUUGAGAAGCGAACGCUGAACCACGAAGCUAUGGAACCAUGA
This is a messenger RNA of Plasmopara halstedii, 153 nucleotides long. RefSeq lists its product as uncharacterized. The coding region runs from base 1 to 153 and encodes 50 amino acids. The record is from RefSeq and is a predicted model, not a curated record. The transcript has 3 exons. Lineage: Eukaryota; Oomycota; Peronosporomycetes; Peronosporales; Peronosporaceae.